Molecule: messenger RNA, 1059 nt
Organism: Letharia lupina
Lineage: Eukaryota; Fungi; Ascomycota; Lecanoromycetes; Lecanorales; Parmeliaceae
Exons: 5
Coding region: 1-1059 (352 amino acids)
Source: RefSeq, a predicted model, not a curated record
AUGCCGGAUCUCAAGUUAGUGGGAGUCGAAACCCGCGCGCCUCUAGCCACGUACACGUCUCGCAUUGCACAACUGCAUCAAGCAUCUGUCCAGCGGGCCAACUGGUUACCUCGGAAGAUAACAAAGUCCUUACUCAGCGUAGCAGGAGGCAAGGCUGCAGAUUCGCGCUGCGGGUGCGAGGCCAGAGCAGCACAUUCGGAUACCAAGGGAACCCCUAUGCAUGAUUCGAUCGCAAAUCAAGCUCCAAGAUACGACACCUAUGAUGGCGUGCACAUCGAAUCAGAGGCAGCAACCAAGCCCAAUGAAUCCAACUUCACUCCAACCGGCAACACAGUCCCCUCUCAAACCGUCGAGACCACUCACGACGAAGAGGAGGCCAUAGAAAUAAGCUCUACAUCUACUGCGGCCGGUUCAAGUAUCACGUUCACCACGAACCUCGAAUACUUUUCUGGGUUCUUCCGACAUAGGAUCACGCAAUACAGGCAGCGCGAAUGUGGAUCUCUUCUCAGAUCUUCCGACUCCGCUUUAAGCAAUUCGCCUGGCACAGCUUCUGAUAUCUCUACCGGUUCUACGGACUCUAUAUUGAACCGCCUCUUCAAGCAGUUCGACCACGUCCAUGGUAUCGUCAAGCAAGAAUCGAGGGAGCGACUUAGGCAGGAAAGAGACCGUUUUCGGCAAGAUCGCCUCAAUUACCUCAACGGUGUUCCAUCGCACAUGGGCCUACCCUCCAACACCGGCUAUGCGCCGCCAGUGAACCAGCUUCUAGAGUUGAAUCCGAGCGACUCCGCGUCACAUCAUGUUGGUAGCGCACGGGUCUCGACUGCUCCAGCUCCAGAAGCUGCAUCUCAAGUAGACUCAAGACCACCAUGGUCGGUGAACAGUGGUGGAUUCGAUCAAACGUCAAGUGCGCCUUGUGGUCACCCUUCCAAUGUGUCGCCACAGAGUUUAUCGAAUCAGUUUGCGUCCAUGCCGCCGUCGUUCCCACCACGAACGUCUGACAGAUCUAACGCAAUGGCGGCUUCAGGUUUGAGCCCAAGGCAAGAGCAACUUUGGACAUGA